GAUCAGUAGUCGAUGGGAGAGAACAAUCAGCGAUGCAGCUACGUGCUAUCACGAGAAUUUAUACUAACCAUAUAAUCAGCGAUCAGUAGUCGAGGGGAGAGAUUAAAAGGGUUAUAAUAAAUUUACGACGAAUAACGAGUAACAAUCAGCGAUUUUCCUGUUUUGACAAUGACUGAGUACUGGUUAAUAUCAGCUCCUGGGGAGGAAACGUGCGAACAAACAUGGGCAAAGAUUAAUAACUACACCAGCAAAUUAUCCCGUAACUAUAAAUUUCAUAUUCCAGAUUUAAAGGUUGGAACUUUGGACCAACUAGUUGGUUUAUCAGAUGAUUUGGGUAAACUAGAUAGUUUUACCGAUCAAGUCACCAGAAAAGUUGUCAGUUAUUUGAGCGAAGUUCUCGAAGAUCGUAGUAACAGGCUUUAUGAGAAUUUAAAAGCCAAUAAUAGUGACGUACCAACUUAUAUAACUAAUUUUAAAUGGGACGCUGCAAAGUACUCCAUUAAGCAGUCAUUACAUAACAUAGCCGAUGUAAUCAGUAAGCAAGUUGGUCAAAUCGAUGCUGAUUUGAAAACGAAAUCAACUGCGUACAAUAAUUUAAACGCAUGUUUACAAAAUCUAGAAAAAAAGCAAACUGGUACUUUGUUGACACGUAAUUUAGCAGAUCUAGUUAAAAGAGAACACUUUAUCUUGGACUCUGAGUACCUAAUUACUUUGCUUGUUAUUGUUCCAAAGGCUGCAUACAAGGAAUGGCAAAGUGGGUAUGAAAAAUUGACUGAUAUGGUUGUGCCCCGCUCUUCAAUAUUGAUAACUCAAGACGCGACAUAUGGCUUAUAUUCUGUUUCGCUUUUCAAAAAGGUCGUCGAAGAAUUCAAAUUACACGCGAGAGAAAAAAAGUUUAUCGUCAGGGAUUUUACAUAUAACGAAAAAGAACUUGCCACUGGAAAAGACGAAACGACCAAACUUGUUACCGAUAAAAAGCAGCAAUUUGGCCCGCUUGUUAGAUGGCUAAAAGUGAAUUUUAGCGAAUGUUUCUGCGCUUGGAUUCAUAUUAAAGCUCUUAGAGUUUUUGUUGAAUCUGUAUUGAGAUAUGGAUUACCUAUUAAUUUUCAAGCAAUUCUUUUACAACCCAACGAUGCCCCUAAGCGGUUAAGGCAAGUUCUUAAUAAUCUUUAUGGACAUCUUGAUGGUAGCGCUCUAUUAGGUGCUUCUAAUGCUGAUAAUAUAGACAUUCCUGGAUUAAAUUUUAAUCAAGCUGAUUAUUAUCCUUACGUUCACUAUAAAAUAGAUGUCAGUUAUGCUGUUCCAGCUCCAGAGAGGGUCAUCCUAUAUGAGUAGCAUCAACUGAAACAAUUUAUCACAGUACUAUACAAAUCAAGUAACUAUUACUUAAAUAGCGAUAAAAAAUUAGUAAACAACUUACAAAUU
Molecule: messenger RNA, 1425 nt
Organism: Onthophagus taurus
Lineage: Eukaryota; Metazoa; Arthropoda; Insecta; Coleoptera; Scarabaeidae
Product: V-type proton ATPase subunit C-like
Biological process (GO): proton transmembrane transport
Cellular component (GO): lysosomal membrane; vacuolar proton-transporting V-type ATPase, V1 domain
Molecular function (GO): proton-transporting ATPase activity, rotational mechanism
Source: RefSeq, a predicted model, not a curated record